Molecule: messenger RNA, 572 nt
Organism: Aspergillus heteromorphus CBS 117.55
Lineage: Eukaryota; Fungi; Ascomycota; Eurotiomycetes; Eurotiales; Aspergillaceae
Exons: 1
Coding region: 188-529 (113 amino acids)
Source: RefSeq, a predicted model, not a curated record
GGCUCAGGCGCCUCAUGAGACUAUUCCCACACAAAUGCGAGUUCCGUUGUCAUUUAUCUUGCCAGAAACAACCCAUGCUAGUCAUGAAUUGGAUCUAGCGGCAUUUACCACAAGAUUGGGGGUUCUUCGCCACCACAACAUCUUCUGAACGGAUUUCCCUGUCGAAAAACACCUCUGCGCAUCUCUUAUGUUCUACCCCAACGGAAUUGGCAUACUUGGAACUAACACAGUUCUCAAUGUCCAGGUUGUUUACAGAGUGGCUUGGAAUGUAUUUGCAACUUACACCGGCCUUAUCUCUGACUGUGGCACCUAUCAAUCGCUCUCCGACCGGGUCCGUCUCUUCCCCGUUUCGUCCAAACGAAGGCGUUUCCACAAUGUCUGGCCCGUGCCUAGCGGAGGUAAUAUAUAUACAACACCGGUUGGAGAUCAAGAAGCUCUACUCCGUAAAGCUCGGAGGUUUUGUAUUCAGGCAGGAAAUGUUACAAAGGUUCAAGAUAAGGCUAUGACGCGUGGAACGAAGGCUACAUAAAUGGAAGAUCAGACCCGGUUAUCACGGAGACCCCUUUUGCCUU